Messenger RNA from Seriola dumerili (greater amberjack), 4167 nucleotides. RefSeq names its product ethanolamine kinase 1 (gene etnk1). The transcript has 8 exons. Gene Ontology annotation, molecular function: ethanolamine kinase activity. Lineage: Eukaryota; Metazoa; Chordata; Actinopteri; Carangiformes; Carangidae. Gene Ontology annotation, cellular component: cytoplasm. Bases 123 to 1205 code for a protein of 360 amino acids. The record is from RefSeq and is a predicted model, not a curated record. Gene Ontology annotation, biological process: phosphatidylethanolamine biosynthetic process.
GAGCACUUCAGGAUUAUAUACCCGCAGCAAGGCACGCAUUUUCAUACAUUGCGCAUUUUACUGCUGCGUACAUCACUGCAAUUUUCAGAGUUUGCGAUAUUCCGAAAAAUAAAGAUUUAACCAUGGCCAACUACAUUCACGUACCGGACGAGGCUCCAGCUGUGCCCAAAAUAGACGUGACAGUUGACGAGAGCGACUACAGACCCGGUGCACUGAAACUGAUCAAGGCGCUGAGACCGAGCUGGAAGCCAUCCGAGGUCAAAAUUAAGUUUUUCACAGAUGGAAUAACCAAUAAGUUGCUGGGCUGCUAUGUGGGUGCAGUUAUGCAGGAUGUGGUUCUGGUCCGUAUUUACGGCAACAAAACAGAACUGUUGGUCGACCGGGAAAAUGAGGUGAAAAGCUUCAGAGUACUACACGCACACCGCUGUGCCCCGCGCCUCUACUGUACCUUCAACAACGGCCUGUGUUAUGAAUUUCUACAAGGAACUGCCCUGGAGCCUGAACACAUUCGCAGCCAACCUGUUUUUAGGCUCAUUGCCAGGCAGCUGGCCAAGUACCAUGCCAUCCAUGCCCAUAAUGGCUGGGUGCCCCAGUCUGACAUGUGGCUAAAGAUGGGCAAGUACUUUGCUCUCAUCCCCAAGUACUUCGAGGACCCUGAGCAGAACGCCAGGUUGAGCAUGGAGGUGCCCAGCCCACGGUGCCUCCGAGAAGAGCUGCUGUGGCUGCAGAAGAGCUUGUCGGUGCUGGGCUCCCCCGUAGUUCUCUGCCACAACGACCUGCUCUGCAAAAAUAUCAUCUACAACCAGGUGGAGGGCAAUGUAAAGUUCAUUGACUACGAAUAUGCUGGGUACAAUUACCAAGCCUACGACAUUGGGAACCAUUUCAAUGAGUUCGCUGGCCUGAAUGAGGUGGAUUAUAGUCACUACCCAGAGCGGGCCUUUCAGCUGCAGUGGCUCCGCUCCUACUUGGAGGCCUAUAAGGAGUACAAAGGCCAGGGCAGUGACGUGACUGAUACAGAGGUGGAGAUUCUUUAUGUCCAAGUCAACCGAUUUGCCCUGGCAUCUCAUUUCAUCUGGGGUCUCUGGGCUCUGAUUCAGGCCAAGUUCUCCACCAUCGACUUUGACUUCUUGGGAUAUGCAGUCCUGCGCUUCAACCAGUACUUCAAGAUGAAACCAGAGGCAGUUGCACUGAACUUACCCGAGUAAAAGCCCCCACCCCCUCAUUCUCUCUUCCUCCUGCUCUUCCUCCCCUCCAACCCGCUCUGCACCUCACAUGCUGACAGCCGAGCGCCCUCUAGAGGUGUGUGUAGGGAAGAGCCAGACUGAGAGUCUGUCCUGUUCAGUGCCUACAGGUCCCCUCUCUACUGUCCUUAUCUCUAGAGAUUGAAUGGAACACAAUCAUAACCAUCAUCUACAGUCACGCCUGUUUUAACCAGGAGUUAGCUCAAAUUUGUAGUGUGGGUGUGUAUGAAGGACUGACUUGAGACCUGCUAUAAUGUGAAGUUCACAUGGCUAAAUUUAUUGUGGUCAUUUCAGUUAUUCUAAUAUCAAUUAGGAUAUUAACAUGAUAUCAGCAUAUGUAUCUGUAAGCAGCUUUUCUCAUUGUUGAAUCACUAAAAACAGUAAGACGGAGGUGGAAUGUCACCUCAUUCACAACCAUUACAUUGCAACCACCUACAUGACAGACAGGUUGCCCAAACACUAAUCUGAUUGUCUGGAAACACCUUUCGCAUAUGCAUGGGUAAAGGGAAAAACCCUUUGGGCCAUUGUAGCCAAUGACCAAAUUUAUGACAUACAGUACAAAGCUUGCUUUGUUUGCAAAGGAACCAAGAUUUUAAAAAAAGAAACAAAUGCCAAGUUGGAAAGGCCAGUGCUACCCCCUAAUCCCAUGUGAUAUGAGCCUCACCACAAAAAGGAAAAAGGAAAAAAAAACUUGUUGCCUGUCUUGUGACUCUUGAUUUCACCCUUAUUUUCUCCAGUAUACUGUGCAUGGGUGGUGCGCCAAAACAGCCAUGUAGUUAUUGUUGCUGUGUAGUUUGGUGAGGGUUUGUGUUUUGGCUUUCUAUACUGAAGGUAGAAACACCAAGUUGUAGGAGAGCAUCUUAUGUUUACAUCUAACCUCUCCCUGGAGUUAAAUAGUUGUAUAUCACUGAACAGCCAUUUGACUUGAGAGAGAUUUUCACUGUAAAUGAGGUUUCAGGUUUGUUUUGACACUUGGUUUUCGUCUGAUUCAUAACUGGGGAUAAAAAUACAUCUCACUGUAAUUUGAACAUUCCAUGUUCAUAAUGUUAGACAGGACAUUUGGUUGUAGGUCACAUGAUAAGUCAGUAGUGUUAGGGACUUUCAUUCACUGUGACAUCGACUGUAAGCCAUGCUGUACUAGAUAAGACCAAACCAUUACAUUGUCUGCUCCAUUUCAGGGAAUGUUUGGGAAUCAUCUUUAAUAUUACAAAACACUACUGUUCAGUCCUGAUGAACUAAGGUCUGAUCAUUUUAUUUACUUGUAGAUCAGUCUUCAUUCACAAAUGUGUGUUAUUAAGAUAAGUGUGAUACGGCCUUGCUUGACUGUCAGAUUGCUGAGCCACUGUUGGCAUUCAUCACUUUAAGCGCCCAAUGUUGAAAUGAAGGUCUGUGGAAAGUGUGGAAAUUUGGAAAAAAAAGAAAGUGAAGUUGGUCAUCUCAAAUAGGUGAUCUGUGUUGAGAUAAAAAAAAAUUAAAAAAAAUUAAUGAAAGCUGUUAGUGGGACUUGAAGAGCAAGAGCACCAUCUGUUGGAGAGAAAAAACAAUGGCUGCUGUCAGUCGUCAUUCUUAAUAUUCACCUUCAAGACCUUCAUGUUAAAUGUAACUCUUUUUUUAAAAAAAAGAAAAAAGAAAAAAAAAGAAAAAGUUUUAGGAGGCCCUUUAAAAACUAAAAAAAGUUCAUCUCUUGGUUACUUUAACAAGCCUACACCAAAGUGCUGACAUCUGUUUGUUUGCUUUGUACAUAAUGCACACAUUUUCCAUGUAGCACUCAGAGUAUUAGAGUGACAAUUAUAUAGACUUCUUAAAAAUGACUGUUUUUAUACUUAUUUAAAUGGCAAUGUUGAGGUUGAGGUCUUUGAGAGUAUGUGGAUGUUUGCGGGUGCAGUAACACAUGACACCUGGGCAAAUAAAGUGUAUUCAAAAAAGAAUUAAAAAAAUUGAAUUGGCAAAAGAACAUUACAUGUUAAAUGUGAUGUAACAAGUUUUCUUGUUUACUCAAAAACAAAUUUUCUGAUUACAUAUUUGCCCAGGUUCCCUCUUCUGUACCAAGGUUGCAAAGCUCUGUGAAGAGACUUGACAGACAAGGCUGGAUUGUCCAAUCAUGUAUACACUCCUGCACAGUACUGGCUAAGGAGACAUUGAUGUGUUAGUCUGCCUGUGGCCUGUGAAAUCUCCUACUUUGUACUUUACAGUUUUGAAGUUUGAAGAUUAGCCUGUUACUUCUCUUCUGUCUAAUUUAGUGCUGUGUCUUCAGGCUGGUGAAUUAAGAUGGAAGAAUUAAGAAGACCUAAAAAUGUGUGUAUGUUGGGUUAUAACAUGUGAAAAUCUUUCAUAAAAGUGUACUUGAUGGCUGGUUUGAUUAAGUAACUGAAGAUGUGCUGGAGGAACACAUUAUGGUUCUGUGGAAGAUUGUUUUCUGUUUGGUGUCCAUUCAGUACACCGUCACACCACGUUUACACAUAACAUGUACAUGCAUUAACGCAGUUGGUUAUAUUUGACUGCCACAUAAUCAGAAUAGUAGAAAUGCUAAAAAUUAUACUGCUGAAAUAUUUCUUAUAGGCUUUAUUUCCCCAUCCAUCUGAAAGAAAUGAAUGCAUUUUCACUGUAUAUCAAAGGUCAUCUCAGUUCUGAUUAUAACAUGAACCAGCACUACAUUUCCUAAGUGUUUGUAUUUAACAUUGUAAAAAAAAGUGUAUCUUUAAAUCUCUCUGGCCACUGUAGCAUAUGUUUAUAUGUACAGUAAACAAAUGUAAUAAUAUCUUUGCUUGUUUUGAAAUAAUGUGAAUGAAUGUACAUAAAAGGAGUUUUUUUUUUCUAAAAGUUACAUUAAAGUUAAUAGUUGCCUGGGGUAAGAGGUGAAAUUUAAAAAAUGACAUUUCCAAUACUGUAAACAUGCUUUAAAAAAAAUAAAGUAUAUUUACCCUUA